UAGGGUACGCCAUGUGUAGAAUUGAUGAUGUUUUACGUUAAAGCUGGUAUGGUUUAUUUUCCAUUAAAAAACAGCAUAUGGAUUUAACGUUGUAAACAAUAAGAAUUGCUGUAAUUUAUUAAUUUUGUGUCAUGUGUAUCGUUUAACGUUUAAGUUAUUGAAAAUAUAACAUGUUGAGAGUUCUGCAUGUGUUGAUUUGAAGAUUCCUUACAAUGUUUACUGCUUUAAAGAAAUUAGUCAGUAGCAAUGAUUCUGUUGGAAUUAAAGGGCAACCUCCGCCUGGUAUGCAGGCUAUGGGACAGAGCCUACAAAGAAAAUUUGCAAGAGGAGUUCAGUAUAACAGUUAUGAAAAUUAUCAUUAAGGGGGAUCGAAAUGUAGGAAAAAGUUGUCUCUUCCUUAGAUUACAGGGUCAAAAAUUUAAAGAAGAAUAUAUACCUACUGAAGAAAUACAAGUAACAAGUAUUCAGUGGAAUUAUAAAGCAACAGAUGAUGUCGUGAAAGUUGAAGUAUGGGAUGUGGUGGAUAAAGGAAAGAAAAGAAAAAAAAUUGAGGGACUUAAAUUGGAUAAUUCAGUUAUUGAAUCGGCAGAAAAACCUGCACUUGAUGCUGAGUUUAUAGAUGUAUACAAAGGAACAAAUGGUGUUAUCAUGAUGAUGGAUAUCACUAAACAAUGGACCUUUGCUUACGUUCAACGAGAAAUCCAAUUAGUUCCUCUUCACAUUCCUAUAUUAGUGUUGGCCAAUCACAGGGACAUGGGUCAUCACAGAACAGUGACGGAAGAUCAAGUUAGAUAUUUUAUCGAAGGCCUUGAUAGACCCGAAGGUAGUGCUCAGAUAAGAUACGCCGAAGCAUCAAUGAGAAAUGGAUUUGGUUUGAAGUUCCUUCAUAAAUUCUUUAAUUUACCAUUUUUGCAAUUACAGAGAGAGACAUUAUUAAAACAACUUGAAAUAAAUUCUCAGGAGAUUAACGCAACUUCAGAAGAAUUAGAUUUCUUACAAGAAUCUGAAGACCAAAAUUAUGAUCUCUUUUUAGAAGCGUUAACAAAUAGAAGACGGCAAGUGGCAGAACAGUUGUCGCAGCCGGUCAAACCAAACGAGAUACAAAAUGGUCUCCCACCAAGUUCUUCCAUACCUAACUUUGUGAAUCAUCAGGCUACUACUCAGUCUGUCAGUUCACCAACCGGAACGCCAAGAAGUGUUUCUGUACCGGUCAGUUUAAAUCAGACGGUUAAUUCUACGGUCUUGCCAUCGACAAAUGUACAGCAGCCUCAGUUAUCUAGUCCAUUGCCUUCUGUGGAACAAAAACAGGAAAGUUUUAUAUCACGGUUAUUUAGUAAAUCAUCAAAUAAUGUUAAUACUAAUACUAAUACUCCGGUUGUAGAAGAAACUAAAAAUGAGCCAAUUCCAACAACUUCCGAUCAGCCUGUACAAAGAGUAGAGGAUUUUGUCCCCGAGGACUUAGAUUAUUCUUUUAAUUCUUUCUUAGAAGAGGCUGCUAUGUCUAAACUGGAAAUAGAUACUGGUAUGCCUGCUGUCGAAGAGGAAAGUGAAAGUGAAGGAGAGACUGUUAAUCCCAUGGUAGCAGAAUUUCAAGAUGAUUUAGAUCCAGAAGAUAGUUGUGGUAUAGUUAAUAAUUUCUCCAUAGACACUAGUGCCAUUGAUAACGAUAAAAGCAUCAGUAGUGACGAAGAACCAAUAAAAACGAAAGAAAAUGAUAAAAAUAUUACUGAAACGCCACCAGUUGCCGUUCCUGUCUCAACGUCGGAUAUCCCAUCGAAUGUGUCAGAAAAUGCAACAAAUACGUCAAAUGAAAUAAGUACUCCUUCAACUUUGCCAGUAGUACCAUGUUACGGACUUGAAAAUGAAGACUUAAGUAUUCUAGAAAAAGGUUAUCUUUUCUCAAAGAAACCAACAAAUGGAACAACAAGCGUUCCCAGCAGAUCUUCUACCAGCGCAACCACCGAAGGAUCGGAAGCGGUGAGUGAAGACUCCACCACCACUAGAAACUUGCAGCACAAAGAAAAAAACAAGGGAAAAGGACACCGGAAAGUGCAUAAACACAAGAAACAGAAAGACAAGGAAUUUGAUCACUCUGGCAAGAAGGAAAAGAAGAAGAAAAAGAAACAAAAGCAGGAAGCGGGAGGAGAAAUGGACAGUUCUUCCGACCUGGACAGACUGGAAGAAUUUCUCGGAUCUAGCGCCGACCACCCCGGAGGACCAGAGAUGUACGAAACCAUCUGAAGGCCAAGAGGAAAACGGAGCCGGAAGAGUUGCCUCUUUUGUCUUUGCGAGAGCAAUGUUUUUCUUGCUCUCGAGCUCCGGUCGGACAGAGAAUCGGUUGCAUUUUCCGAAAUUUCCAAUGACUGAUGUUUGCUGUAAAAAGAAUUUUUAAAAAUUAACUAAAAAGAAAAAAACAUUGUGUAAUAUAAUUUCAAAUAUGUAAACUUAAAAACAUUAUAUGCCAUUAUUUGUGUAAAUAAAACAGUGAAUUGGAUUGAUAAGAUGUGCUACUUAUGUUUUUAAUUAAAAAAUAAUAAUUUCUUUUGCCAUUUAAUGACAAACUGUUGGUGUACAUAAAUAUUAUUUUAAAGUUGUCCUGUUAUUCUCGGAUGGCAAAUGUAAGAUUUAUAUAGUGCUCUUAAGGAAAGAGAAAGUUAAAAUAUUUAAAUAUUGUAUAAUAGAUGUUUAAUCAUUUAAAUUUAAUAAGAAAUGUUCACUAGGGGGAAAUUAAAAAUUAGUAUAUAGGUCAAUUUCGAGAAUAUAAAUUCAUUUUGGACUCUAUUGCAAUCUGAUAAAUUUGCAUUGUCUUUCAUGGGAAAUAGCGGCUCAUUUGUAUAAGUUGCCUUACAAUUUCGUCCAGUUUUAAGACAAAAACGAAAAAAAAAAAUUUACGAUUUCGGGUUUAUAUUAGUCGAAUCCCGAGACGACUUCUGCUAAGAUUAAACUGUACUUGGGGGGGAAAAAAAGAAACAACAUAGUACUGUUUUAUUAUGUAUAAUGUUAGCCCAAUUUAAAAACUUUAUUCAUGUCUGAAAUUGUAAAGGAAGAAAAUAACUACACCUGCCAAUUAUUUUGUUGAUGUUUUAUUGAAAAACUAUUUUCAGAUUUUAAACUAAUCCUUCCACUUUUAAAUGUAAUUGAAAUAAAGAUUUAUUUACAAUUUACUUCU
This is a messenger RNA of Centruroides sculpturatus (bark scorpion), 3169 nucleotides long. Its product is annotated as rab-like protein 6. Gene Ontology annotation, cellular component: cytosol; nucleus. The transcript is spliced from 17 exons. The record is from RefSeq and is a predicted model, not a curated record. Gene Ontology annotation, molecular function: GTP binding; GTPase activity. NCBI's taxonomy places the organism in Eukaryota, Metazoa, Arthropoda, Arachnida, Scorpiones, Buthidae. Bases 247 to 2241 code for a protein of 664 amino acids.